ACGGAGCUGAAGCCACACCCUCACGAGCUGCAACGCGCGCGUCUGAGGUGUCCUUGGAAACUCCAAGCGCCUCAAGCGCGUCGCAGCCGGUCAGGGGUUUAGACCUAAUGCACAGCGCCCGUGAAAGAGUGAUGGAGGCUGAGGUUCGAGAUCACCAUGAAUGACAAAUACCACAAGGCAGCUCGAGAUGGCUACCUUGACUUGCUUAAAGAAGCGACGCGGAAGGAUCUGAACGCUCCGGAUGAGGAUGGCAUGACACCGACGCUAUGGGCCGCGUACCACGGCAACCUGGACGCGCUGCGGCUGAUCGUCGGGAGAGGGGGGAACCCAGACAAGUGUGACAUAUGGGGAAACACGCCACUCCACCAGGCUGCCUCCAAUGGCCAUCUCAACUGCCUGUCCUUCCUGGUGUCGUUUGGUGCCAAUGUGUGGUGCCUGGACAACGACUACCACACGCCUCUGGACAUGGCUGCCACCAAGAACCACAUGGAUUGCGUACGCUAUCUGGACUCCAUCGCUGCCAAGCAGACAGCCCUCAACCCAAAGCUAGUAAGCAAACUGAAGGACCGGGCUUUCCGUGAUGCUGAACGGCGCAUCAAGGAAUGUGUUAAACUGCAGCAGAAGCACCGCCGGCGCAUGGAGCGUAAAUUUCAUAGAGAGACAACGGAAGCAUCAGUCUCGGAUGCUAUGAGCUUCUCCAGCUACGCCAGCAGCACCCUGAGUCGCAAGUUACACCACUUCAACACUGCCACUAAUGUGCCAUACUCCCAGGCUACUCUCCAUGCCACAGCCAGGGGCAAAACUAAGAUCCAAAAGAAGCUUGAGAAGAAGAAGCAAGGUGAUGGGACAUUCAAGAUUUACGAAGAUGGCAGGAAGAGUGUCCGUUCUUUAUCUGGCCUACAACUAGGCAAUGACGUCAUGUUUCUGAAGCAGGGUACGUACGUCAACCCUAAGGACCGUUCUCGUCGCAACAUACGUGACAUGUUCCCCAGUGACAAUGAGGAUGCCGUCUCACGUGCCAUCAGUGAACCCGACCUGCAUGGUCAAGAUGUGGACUACUCAGAGAUCAGCACAGACUCAGGCCACGACUCUCUCUUCAACCGUCCUGGCCUGGGUACCAUGGUUUUCCGCCGCAACUACGUGAGUGGUGGACUUUUUGGCAUCGGUAGCAGAGAUGAAGGCAGUCUGGCAGGCAGCGAACGGGUCGAUAAUGUGCGCCUGCACAGCCGGAUGCAUCGUGUGCCCAGUCUGGAUGACGACAGCAUUGGAAGCGCCCACAGCCUACAAGAGAGGAAUGUGCAGGAGCUGCCAUGGGAUGAAGUUGAGCUGGGGCUGGAUGACGAUGAUGAGCCUGACACUAGCCCAUUGGAAGUGUUCCUGGCCACACAAAACAUGAACGAGUUCGUUCCUAUCUUCAAAAGAGAAAAGAUUGAUCUUGAGGCCCUGUUGCUGUGCUCCGAUAGUGACCUCAAGAGCAUUCACAUCCCCUUGGGGCCCCGCAAGAAGAUCAUAGACACCUGCCAGCGCCGACUGGAGACCAUUGAGGACCCAGGUUGCAUUGAAGAUACUGAGUUGUGAAGUUCUUCCAUUAAUGUCUGUUUUUACCUCCAAGAAUGUUAAAGUAAGAGUUUACAGAACCAUUGUACCAUGUUUUUUUUUUUUUUUGAAGAUGGCAAAAGUUACUUUGUCAACAUUUUGCCAAUGAAACAGAAGCCUAAACAAGCAGUGUACAAUCCUGCUCCUGAAGGGUCACCUUCCUGCAGAGUCUAGCGCCAAUGUAACUGGUAUGACUCCACCCACCUACAGCGGGAUUCGAAACGGCAUGGGAGGCGGGUGCGCUAACAAGGAAGCUAAAGACCACAGUCUCUAGGAUGCCUCUUGAGGCCAGGGGAGUGAGGUUUACAUGCACAGCUCUUACUAGCUUGCUUCUGUUACACUCACCCCUCUAAAUCUCUCUCCCAUUUGGGUCACGGCACCAAAUGUAACCGGUCUUACUCGACCCACUCAGAGCGGGAUUCAAACCAGUGUUUCUGUCAUGGGAGGCGGGCGCACUAACAAGGACGCUAAAGACCACAGUCUCUAGGGUCAGUUGCUAGUGCGCCUUUUGAGGCCAGGGGAGUGAGGUUUACAUGCACAGCUCUUAACUGGCUUGCUUCUGUUACACCACUACACUUGCCUGGAACUUUCCAGUGAUCCCAAAGACCUCUUUUAGCUAGUUCAGGUGUGUUUAUUAGGGAAAUCUGCCCCCAGGAGCAGCAUUGAACACCCUUGGCCUUGGCCUAAAUCAACUCUAAAUCAGGCAGAAAUCAAAACAACCUGUGAUAUGAAGAAAGAAUCUCUUGUAAUAACUCAAUAAAACUUUUAUAGUAGAGGUUUAUAGUGCACCAAUGUUGAAAUAGCUGGAAGACUAUAUUACCUCUGUAACUGACACAAACAGCGCAAUAUGCAUAAAAAUGGUAAUUAAAUUCAGAUGUAAUGGUUUUCACGUGUCAUGUGGCAAAUGGAGAGCGAAAAUGAGGUCACAUCUCAUUUCACGCACUCCUAGUCAUAUGCUGUGUUCCAGACAGGGUUGGACCUGGGAAUAUCCCAAAUUAAAUGUCCCACUUCAGACCUUAGUGAUGUUGACCACAUGAUGUCGCCAUGACACAAUGAGAGCAUAUCUCGUUUUUGUGUCAAUUAUGGCAAAAACAGAAUAAAAAUAAAAUCGCUUUGAAAACAAAAAGCAAAAAGGAAGGUAUCAUUACAUAAACUUAAUGUCUAAUGUUAAAGUUUAUUUUUACGUUAUGCUCAUUGGAAGGAGGACUUGCCGACAUCUUGGAAGUUACGUCAAGUAACGAUUCUCGCUGAGGUCGGGGUUGAUCGAUGUACACUGAGUUCACACACCGAAUGUCUGACUUUGAGUGCUGUUCCAGACGUUAUUUCCAAGAAGGUGGGAAAAAUCCAAAUUCCGAUCUGUCUGGAAUGCAGCAUUAUAAUAUUUCUGCCCCCAUGGGGCAUAUUUCUCAGUGCCUGCACAUUUCUAUACAAAAUGUCAGUUAAGACAUAACUUGCGUGUAUAAUUUUACAAAUGUUUCAUAAUUCCUUGUUAGACAUGCAAAGAUCAGUAUAUGCUACACAACAUGGUAGUAAUUGUAGCUGUGCUAUUCUUGUUAGUUAUACACAGGGAGAUUUGGAUACAUGAUGUAAGCCAUUACAGCAUUUUCUAGUCAUUGGACAGCUGAAUUGUGAGCUGUAAAUGGUGAAAUGUACAUUAAAUUGAUUUUUGUUGCUGUUGUGGGGACUGUAUGUAGCGUUUGUCUACACCCGCACAUUAUGUUACACGUAAUGUUUACAUGUAUCUGGCCAUAACACGUUUUUUGAAACACGAGUAAUUGGAUGUGUUGUGUGAUGCAUGGUUGAGUUAGCUUACACAGAGAGCCCUUUGUUGAUCCUGGAGCUUUAACUUGCAGAGAGAAGAACUCAUUACCACUGAGACAUUUCGUUUAUCACAACAGAAGUUUUUUUGUUGAACAGAAGUAUAUUGUCAGUAAACAGUAUGGUUCAUGCACAGGUCUGCAGUACAGCACGUACUUUAAAGUCCAUCUUUGAUUGAAUUAUAACAUGUCUUCCUUCAAUAUUUAUUGCUACAAAAAGCAUUUACAGCCAUGUUUUAUAGCGCAUACAUCAAAUUUAUUUAUAAUGACAUUUGCUGGUAUGUAACUAUUAAACCAAUUCAUAAUCUUGCAA
Megalobrama amblycephala (Wuchang bream) is the source of this 3726-nucleotide messenger RNA. RefSeq names its product Usher syndrome 1Ga (autosomal recessive) (gene ush1ga). NCBI's taxonomy places the organism in Eukaryota, Metazoa, Chordata, Actinopteri, Cypriniformes, Xenocyprididae. Gene Ontology annotation, biological process: equilibrioception; sensory perception of sound; sensory perception of light stimulus. The transcript is spliced from 3 exons. The record is from RefSeq and is a predicted model, not a curated record. Gene Ontology annotation, molecular function: protein binding. Bases 157 to 1578 code for a protein of 473 amino acids.